Messenger RNA from Ylistrum balloti, 2998 nucleotides. RefSeq names its product protein PALS1-like. Lineage: Eukaryota; Metazoa; Mollusca; Bivalvia; Pectinida; Pectinidae. Gene Ontology annotation, biological process: establishment or maintenance of epithelial cell apical/basal polarity; morphogenesis of an epithelial sheet; protein localization to plasma membrane. Gene Ontology annotation, cellular component: adherens junction; plasma membrane. Bases 1 to 2949 code for a protein of 982 amino acids. The transcript is spliced from 15 exons. The record is from RefSeq and is a predicted model, not a curated record. Gene Ontology annotation, molecular function: protein binding.
AUGGAUUUAACUGGCUACGUCAUCAUGUUGGUAAAGACAGAAGACGGAUUUGUUAAGUUGUACGGCUCCCCAGCAGAUCGUUCAGAUUUGGAAAUCGGAGAUGAAAUUUUAGAAGUCAACGGUCAAAAUCUUGAUCACAGCACUCAUGCCGAUAUAAUAUCGUUUAUUCAUUCGUGUAUAAAGACCAGGUGUAUUCGUCUGAGGGUGAAGCGUAAACCAAAGGGCAGGAAAGUGGGCCCAGAGAUCAACCAAGUCAAGGAUGCAUACAUCAUAGCUGUGGAAGAUGAGGCCAGAAAGAGACUUGAGAAAAUCUCUUCUCGUCACCAAGUGGUCCCGUUGGAUAUGACAAAACUCUCUCUUAAUAGCAGUGCAAGCAACAGUUCUACUAGUACUACACAAGCGGAAAUUCUUGUGGAUUGUAAAAAGCUGGCAAUAGAGAAUCCAGCAUAUGAACCAUCUCUAUUAUUGAAUUCAUCUCGCCAACAGUGUUGUGGAAAUGGACACCUAGAACAAACCAGAGACAUGAACGGGUUUGCGGAAUUGGACAUGCCCCGAAAGGGGAAGAAAAAGGAUAGCAAACGAAGCAGUAAAUCUAGUACCAAUAGUGGAACAGAUUCUCCACUCAUAGAAACUAUCAGUGGACACAACGUUCUCAAGCGGCGAAGUCAGAACUCCCUCAAUAGGUCUCGUGAUGAUGUCCAACAAUUUGAGGAUAGUUUGAGUGAUGCCUAUAUGCAAAAUUCGUUUGAGGUUGAAUUUGAUGACAUUGGCCCUCAUCGUGAAAUGGCUAUUGACUGUCCUGAUGAUUUUCCUCCAGCUGUGAAGUCGCCCCCUCGGUACCCUCCUCCCUCUCACUCUCAGUCUUCCUCCACACGCUCUCUCCCUCGUGCCCCUCCCUCUACACCUGCUAAGUCCUUAGAUCUUGCCAAUCACACAACCUCAACGGACAAUACUUUAGAGUAUGUGGCAAAUUCCGUCUCAAAUGGCCAUCAGAAUUUAAGUGAUGACCAAGUGGAACGGAUACGAAAGCACCAAGAAGAGCUACGCAAACGCAGAGAUGAGGAGCUGAGGAGAGCACGAGAACAAGACUUUCUCAGAACUUCACUUCGAGGCUCCAAGAAAUUGCAAGCACUGGAGACAUCAAUGAAGCAGACCCCUGUAGUAGGAGUUGUAAAUACUGCAUACGAGGAGAAUGAUGAUGAGGUAGAGGUGCUAGACGACGGCUUUGGCAGUGCCCGGGGAUCAUCACAGCGGGACAAAUACAUGAAGAAAAAUAUAGGAGUAGAUGAUUUAUUUUCGACACUACAUCAUAUACAGAGCCGUCUAAAUGCUGCUGAGGAGAGGGAUGAACUCUCUUUUCUGAAAAACUUAUUUCACAGUCGUGAGUUUCAAAAUGCUGUUCAUGUACACAGCAAAGUUACGAACAUUUCUCAGCAGUCGCCACCCCCUAAGCCAGAGUGUACAAAUGCUGUUCAGAUUUCUAAUGAAGUGUUUCAGGCACUACAGUACACAGAGUCUCCAUAUGCAUCAGAUCUGAUGGACAUGCUCAGUCAGCCAGGGCUACGGAAUCUUCUGCGAGCCCAUGAUAGUAUAGCAGAAGAGACCUCCAAACCAGCCAGUCAUGAAAAUGUUGAUGAUCUACAGGAAUACCCUAUCACUCCUUAUGGAGAGGAAACUGUACGCAUUGUCUACCUGGAGAAGACUAGUGAGCCUUUGGGUGCUACUGUACGUAAUGACGGUGAGGCCAUCAUUGUGGGUCGGAUAGUUAAAGGAGGAACAGCAGAUAAGAGUGGUCUAUUACAUGAGGGAGAUGAAAUUCUAGAGGUGAAUGGAGUGGAAAUGAGAGGCAAAAACAUCAAUGAUGUGUCAGACAUGCUGGCUGACAUGACAGGAACCAUCACAUUCAUGAUAAUUCCUUCUUCCAAUUAUGCCAAAACCUCGUCAAAUGUCCAAGUGAUACAUGUGAAGGCUCUGUCUAACUAUGACCCUGAAGAUGAUAUCUUGAUUCCUUGUCGGGAGCUUGGUAUAUCUUUCAUGAAGGGAGAUAUACUUCAUGUAAUCAACCAAGAGGACCCUAACUGGUGGCAAGCAUAUCGUGAGGGAGAGGAGGAACACCAGUCACUAGCUGGGCUUAUCCCGUCAAGACACUUCAGGCAACAAGUUGAAGCCAACAGAAAAACUUUAUCUGGCGAAAACAAGGAAAACCAAAAGAAGGGUCGGUCAUGUGCCUGUGGAAAGAAAGACAAAAAGAAAAAGAAGAAGUCGCUGUAUAGAGAAACAGAUGAUAAUGAAGAGAUCCUGACCUAUGAGGAAGUUGUCCAGUACUAUCCACAACCAAACAAGAAACGUCCAAUUGUUCUGAUAGGUCCUCCAAAUGUAGGUCGCCAUGAACUCCGACAGAGGCUCAUGGAGUCUGACUUGGACAGAUUUGCAGCAGCUGUUCCUCACACCAGCCGUCCUCAGGAAGAGCAUGAAGUGGAUGGCAAGGAUUACCAUUUUGUACCUCGGGCCAUUUUUGAGGCAGACAUUAUUGGACGAAAGUUCAUAGAACAAGGAGAGUUCCAGAAGGCAUUGUAUGGAACAACAUUUGGUGCAGUCAAGCAGGUCAUAAACCAAGGAAAGAUCUGCAUCCUCAACCUACAUGCUGAGACAUUACGUGAACUUAAUACAUCAGACCUGAAGCCAUACGUAAUUUUAGUGUAUCCCCAAAACAUGGAAAAAUUGAGGCAAAUUCAACAACGACUGGGACAGACUAAAAUCACAGAUGAGGAUCUGAAGGACACUGUUGACCGAGCUCGAGAGAUGGAGGACAAGUAUGGACACCUGGUCGACUUCAUUCUGGUCAAUUCAGACAUGGACUUAGCAUAUGAGGAGCUUCUCAAAGAAAUCAAUCGUAUAGAGGUGGAGCCUCAGUGGGUACCUGCCCACUGGUUGUCAGGUGACAGAUAGCUCCUCCCACAAAAGACAAGAUAGUGGCAUCCCAUGUUGGUUUUGGGCU